Molecule: messenger RNA, 1400 nt
Organism: Neoarius graeffei (lesser salmon catfish)
Lineage: Eukaryota; Metazoa; Chordata; Actinopteri; Siluriformes; Ariidae
Product: leukocyte elastase inhibitor-like
Exons: 7
Coding region: 219-1313 (364 amino acids)
Biological process (GO): negative regulation of endopeptidase activity
Molecular function (GO): serine-type endopeptidase inhibitor activity
Source: RefSeq, a predicted model, not a curated record
CUGUAUGGCUUUCGGGUGUACUGCAUUACAACAGCUGCUUGUGUCCCUGCUGCAUUCUGACUAUUCAUCCCGAGUUUCCAUAUGGUCCCAGGCAAGCUACAGCCUAUCCCAGCUGACUACAGGCAAAAGGCGGGGUACACCCUGGACAAGUUGCCAGGUCAUCACAGGGCUGACACAGACUCACGGUCAAUUUAGAGUCACCAGUUAACCUAACCUGCAUGUCUUUGGACUGUGGGAGCACCCGGAGGAAACCCAUGCGGAUACAGGGAGAACAUGCAAACUCCGCACAGAAAGGCCCUCACCGGCCACAGGGCUCGAACCUGGACCUUCUUACUGUUUUGUCCUUCAGUUCGAUCCCUGAUGUUCACACCCACUUCAAGACCCUCACCUCUGCUAUUAACAGCCCCAAAGCCUCCUACAUCCUUCGACUGGCCAACAGGCUUUAUGGAGAGAAGACUUUCCAUUUCUUAUCUGAAUUUUUGGACUCUACUCAGAAGUUGUAUCAAGCUGAUAUGCAGGCAGUAGACUUCAUUGGAUCAUCAGAAGAGUCACGAAAGCUCAUCAACCACUGGGUGGAAGAGAAGACUGAGGGUAAAAUCAAAGAUGUUCUGCAGCCAGGGAUGGUCACAGCAAUGACUCGACUUGCCUUGGUGAACGCUAUUUAUUUCAAAGGAAAAUGGAAAGAUGUGUUUAAUACUGAAGACACUAAAGAGAUGCCCUUUAAGAUAAAUAAGAAUGAGACAAAACCAGUGCAAAUGAUGUACAAGAAGAAGAAAUUCCUCUUCAACUACGUUGAUGAGUACAAGCUGCAGGUGCUGGAUUUACCCUAUGUAGAGGAAGAACUCAGCAUGGUGGUGCUUUUGCCUGAGGAGUCUCAGGAUGGCUCAGACUCCCUUCAGAAGCUGGAGACUGAAAUAACAGUGGACAAACUGCUUGAGUGGACAAAUCCAGAAAAGAUGACCAGGUGGAGUGACAUCAACGUCCAUCUGCCAAAAUUCAAGCUGGAAGAGCAGUACUCUUUGAUGGAUACACUGAAUAAGAUGGGCAUGAGCUCUUUGUUUCAGGCCAAUGUUGCAGAUCUUACAGGCAUGAGCAGCCAAGAAGGACUUUUUAUGUCAUCGGUGGCCCACAAAGCUUUUGUGGAGGUUAAUGAGGAAGGCACGGAGGCGGCAGCAGCAGCCAUAGUUGCAGUGAAUGAGUCAUGCCUGUUACAAGAGGAGAACUUCAUGGCAGACCACCCCUUCCUAUUCUUCAUCAGGCACAACCCCAUGAAAAGCAUCCUGUUCUUUGGGAGAUUCAGAGGCCCACAGUAGAUAUAUACUGUACAAUGUCAAGAAAAAUAAUGCUUGUUUGAAAGUUUGUUUUUGUAUCAAUAAAAAUAGAUGAUAUGCACAACAAAA